UCAGCCUCCCAAAGUGCUGAGAUUACAGGCAUGAGCCACCACACCCGGCCAAACAUGUUUAUCCAUAAUACUGGUGACAGAGGCACAUAAUACUGGUGACACGACAGGCCUAGGCGUCUUGUUCUUGCUGAUGUUUCACUUGGUCACUGAGUCCAGGUGGUAACAGCUCAAUGUUUCCAUUAUAAAUUUAUGUUGGAUUUCUUUUCAAGUCUGAGAGCCCAGUGACACAAUGUCCAAAUUUUCGGUGGCCCUUUCCUGGAAAACAAAAUGUCUAAACUGACUGGCCCAAGCUUCUUGUAUUCAGAAGAGGUCAACUCUGAUGACCAUAGUCAUUUACCGUUUUUUUAAGGAGAUCCACCUGACCUAGGGUUUAUUGUCCCUUUCAGGGUUAUUUUAGGGACACGGUCAUGUACUAUGGCUUUUACACCAAUUCCACCAUCCAGCACGGGAACAGCGGGGCAUCCUACAACAUGCAGUUGGCCUACAUCUUCACGAUCGGAGCAUGCUUGACCACCUGCUUCUUCAGUUUGCUGUUCAGCAUGGCCAGGUAUUUCCGGAACAACUUCAUUAACCCCCACAUUCACUCCGGAGGGAUCACUAAGCUGAUCUUUUGCUGGGACUUCACCGUCACUCAUGAAAAAGCUGUGAAGCUAAAACAGAAGAACCUUAGCACUGAGAUAAGGGUAAGGCGAGCUCACUUUACUCAUUUGCUGUCAUCAGGUCUCCCCUUCUCCCGUAUGCCGGUAACUUUUCUUAAAGUAAUAAUGAGCUACUGUUUUAUUGCCCAAGAGACUGGCAAAAAAAAAAAAAUAAAUAAAAUAUUCAUAAUGCCAAGAGCUGGGUAUAGUGUAGAGAAAUGAGCAUUUUCCCAUGACAAAAAAAAAAAAAAAAAUUUUUUUCUGACUUUUGAUCUCUAGAAGAGUAAGAGA
Molecule: messenger RNA, 929 nt
Organism: Sapajus apella (tufted capuchin)
Lineage: Eukaryota; Metazoa; Chordata; Mammalia; Primates; Cebidae
Product: transmembrane channel-like protein 5
Exons: 2
Coding region: 408-860 (150 amino acids)
Cellular component (GO): plasma membrane
Molecular function (GO): mechanosensitive monoatomic ion channel activity
Source: RefSeq, a predicted model, not a curated record